Messenger RNA from Clunio marinus, 219 nucleotides. The record is from the annotation of a GenBank genome assembly. NCBI's taxonomy places the organism in Eukaryota, Metazoa, Arthropoda, Insecta, Diptera, Chironomidae.
AUGGCAACACUGAAACAAACAAGCAGAAAUGUUACACAAAAGAAGAAACAAGAAUGUUGCGUACAAGUUCGAAAGAUAUCUAAGCAUCGUAUGAAGAGAAAGAUGCUUCAAUUCCUCAAUAGUUUAAUUAUCAUCGAGAAACUGCUUUUGGAAUGUACUCUAGAUCUUGAAUCUGGUCAAUUUAAUAUCACUGAACCGCAAUUAACCACCACAGCAUAG